Molecule: messenger RNA, 3388 nt
Organism: Anoplopoma fimbria (sablefish)
Lineage: Eukaryota; Metazoa; Chordata; Actinopteri; Perciformes; Anoplopomatidae
Gene: znf451
Product: zinc finger protein 451
Exons: 13
Coding region: 110-2713 (867 amino acids)
Biological process (GO): regulation of transcription by RNA polymerase II
Cellular component (GO): nucleus
Molecular function (GO): RNA polymerase II transcription regulatory region sequence-specific DNA binding; DNA-binding transcription factor activity, RNA polymerase II-specific
Source: RefSeq, a predicted model, not a curated record
UCAGUUCCACGUGACGUUUCAGACUAGCGGGCAACGUUCACUUUGAUUUCGGAUGUUGUUGCUAGCUACCACUGUCAACCGAGGAGCCAACAGAAUAAGCGCUAGAUAAAUGUCUUCUCCAUCUCAAGCAGACGACGAUGAGGUGGAAGAAGUGGAGUUUGUAUCAGAGGGCCCUGGCAGACCAGUAUUGGAAUGUAUUGAUCUGCUGAGUGAUAAUGAGGACGAGGGAUGUUCAUCUUUCACGGGCACGAUUGAAGAUAAAAUCACCCGCCAUAAAGACCGCGUUACAUCUACACUGGACAGGCUAGCACAACAGGUGGCCCUAGAGAAAAAGGAAAGAUCAGAUAAAUGUAGAGCGUUCAAGGAGAAACAAAUCUUACAAAGAGCUCAUGGACAGCAGGAGCUGGCCGUUAGUUCUCCAAAUGGAAAUAAUCGUGAAGCAAAGCACUGUGUAGACAUGUGGUUAAAGAUGCCAGGUCUCAAACCUGGAAUGAUAAGUACUGGCUUUGUAAGAAGACAAAGACCUGUUUCCUUCCCGGGAAACAGCUCAACUACACACACUUGUCCAGUGAUCAACUGUGGUCGAGUUUAUGACAAUGCCUUCCUCCUUGAAGGCCAUUUAAAAAGGUUUGAUCACUCCCCUUGUGACCCAACCAUCAACCUUAAAGGAUGUCCAUCAGAGCUCUUUGCCUGUGUUGCCUGUGGUCAACAUUUUCAGACUGAAGAAGCUUGGAGGAAACAUCUUGAAUCUAAGGUGUCCUCAUCUGCUGCUGACGGUCACAGCAUCACACAGACGUAUCAGUGGAUUGUGUGUUUUGCCUGUCCGGCCUGCUACUCCCUCUACAACCUCCGAGAUGAGUGUCUGCAGCACAUGUCAAGCAAAAACCACUUCACAGAGUCUCUCGCCAUGAAUGAAACCAGAGAAAGACCGCUGCCAGUUCCUGUCUCCCAAUAUGUUAAGAAUCGUCUCAUCACUUUGUGCAAGGAUGUAACGUUCAAUGUCCGAUGCUCUUUAUGUCACAAAGUACUGAUGUCACAUCAGGCAGCCCGAGCUCACUUUAAUGUGCACUGCAGACAGGGCUGCGCCGUGGCCAAGGCUGAUAAAACAGUGGCGCAGGUCAUGAAACAGCUGCAAGUGCGAGGGCAGUGCUCCCUCUGCUGUAAACUCUUCCACAGCCAAGCUGAAAUUGAGAGACACAAAGAAUCGACCCAGCACGACGUGGAGGUCAACCAAACAAUGGAGAAAGCCCUCAUUCAGCACUGCAGGUUUAGUGAAAUUCCCCACACCCAGAGGGCACAGAGGAAAAGACAGUCCACUGGCCUUGAAACACCUUUUCAAAAAAGAAACAAGGAGAGUGACUGCGAAGAAUUUUCAGCCAAACGGAAGAGAACGAGUGUGAACGGCAGCAGCGGCAGAAACUCGGUAACAGCAUGGUUCUGCGAGUGCGGUAUACGGUUCUCAGAGGAGGCUACAGCCACGAAGCAUCUCUUGGCUGUGAACCAAAUAUUCCAUCAGUGUGCCGUGUGCGGCAAACACAUGGGAGAGUCCUCGAUCACUCGCCUGCAUAUGAGCCGCUUUCACGGGGGAGCUCAUCUCACCAACUUCCUCUACUACUGCCGCGAGUGCAAUGUUGAAAUGCCUCGGUACGAAGACAUCCUGUCGCACGUGACAGAAGCCCACAGCGGACACACCUACCUGACUGAAAAGGAAGUGCCCGAGGAGCUCGCCACAGUCAUCCGUGCGAAGCCGUCCACCAGCAGCGAAGUGGCCCCACGUUCAUCCUCCAAGUCCACAUUCCAGCAGGACACAGUAGAGACAUCUCUAAAAGCAGAGCAGACAUGGAUGUGCAGGAUGUGCGAGGACGUCUUUGAAUCGGAAAGGGACGUCCGCAGACACUGCGGUGACUUGAGCACCCACAGCUUCCAGAGAUUCAUCUGUGGACACUGCCCCCAGAAGUUCUUCAAAGAGUCCACUGUACGCAGACACUGUACCAAUGAGCACGGCGGGCACGUAAAGAGCUUCCACUUCUGCGGCCUCUGCGACAGCAUGCAGUUUGAGUCCGAGGGCGAGUUUUUGGAGCACUACAAGAGUCUUCACAGUAAAGACUUCUACUGCAUAGACGACGUUGAGGUUGUUCAGCCUGCUGCUGCUGAAAGCACCAGUCAGCUUACAUGUCCAUGCAUGGGAUCAGAAAAGAGGAAAGAGGAAAUGAAAGCUACCUACACACAGUGCAUGAGGAAUCUGUCCGCUGAAGGGAAAUGUCAAUACGCGUGCGCUCAUUGUAGCGUAUCUGUGCCUUCCUUUGCACAGAUCAAGACUCACGUCCACACCAAGCACGCAGCCUUGAACCGCGACAAGACCUUUGACGUAAAUUGCAAAGCUUGCCAGGAGAGUUUUACGGGUGUACCAAGUUUCCAUACGCACUAUCACUCUCGACACUGCACACUGGAACCUUGCAGGAGCUCCAGGACCCGCCGUGUGAAAGCAGAACCCACCACUGUAAAAGUAUUCAACGCUGUGGAGAUCUCACCAGACACCAAUGAGAUUGAAGAUGAAACAUUGGUGAACAUGGAUCAGACCAACAUAGAGAGUGAAGCAUGUGAAAAUGAAUCGGAUGACGAGAUGAACCAUGAACCGUCUUUGAGUGCAGAAGAUGAAAGGGAGUCAACAGAGUUGGAAGAAGCUCUUAAAAGAAGUCUUCUGGAGUUUUGAGGACAAUGUGUAAUUUUUCUUGUGACCCAUUGUUCAUCAGACUGAGAUGUUUUGCGCCAAGUAUUUGUGUUCAAAAUGUGUUAAAUGGAAAGAUUUUCUUUUGACUUUUUCUGUGUAUUUAAUUAUUUGUAAAUCCAUCAAUAUGACGACAUGAUAAAGUUAAAAAUACUGAGCAGGUUGGUUUGUGGCUGUGGAUUUAUGGCUUCUGUUGUGAAGACUCAACCCUCGCGUGUGUCGACACAUGGACUAUAGAUGGCCUCGAUGACGCUGCAGAAUGCCGAGGCUCAACUUGUGACCACAGUGCAUCUCCAAUUGCGGUCUCUGUUUUCAUUGCAGACUUGAACUCUAGUGUAUAGUGUGCACCGUAGGGAGCAGCGCCAACCUUUUGUAUGUAGAAAAGUCACAGGGUUUCCUGAAGUGCAGCCGUAUAAUUCCUGAUCUUUAUGUGAUGGGAUAUUAGUCCAUUCUUCUAAAAUUAAGUGGAAACAGUUAAAGUCCUGUUAAACUGGAGCUGCAAUUCUGUCAAUGGCUCUUAUGGCUCUUUUAGUUUCCUCAUGUUCUCUUCAAAAUCAUUAGAAGGUGACUGAUGAAUUACCCUUAAAAUGAUGCACACAACAGAUUAGCAUUCAGAUGUAUUUUUUUAUUUAGCUGCCUUUUGUAAUUACACAUGCAUUU